AGCCAUAGCUGACUUGACGGUGCUCGGAGUUGACAGCGGAGGUGCCCAGUGGCAGCCACAGACUGGGAAAAGCCCUCACUCACAAGCACUCAACAAGUCUACAGCGUGUCUCUCUGCUGGUUCCCGACCCAACCCCUAGCAAGACACGACACUCGGAAAACAGCGACAGCGGAGCUUGUUUGCGUUCAACAUGGCCGAUACAAAUUUGAACGACUCGUUCAUCGCGGUCGUGGCGAAGAGGUUUGAUCGCAGAGGCGCCCUGAGGCAGAAAAACGUCCACGAAGUGAAUAACCACAAGUUUACAGCCAGGUUUUUCAAACAGCCGACUUUCUGCAGCCACUGCACGGACUUCAUCUGGGGCUUUGGAAAACAAGGAUUUCAGUGCCAAGUGUGCUGUUUUGUGGUCCACAUGAGGUGCCAUGAAUUUGUCACAUUCUCCUGCCCAGGAGCUGAUAAGGGGCCAGACACAGAUGAUCCCAGAACAAAGCAUAAAUUCAAGAUCCACACGUUUGGGAGCCCGACCUUCUGUGACCACUGUGGCUCUCUGCUGUACGGCCUUAUCCACCAGGGCAUGAAGUGUGAUACAUGUGAUAUGAACGUCCACAAUCAGUGCGUCAUGAAUGUGCCCAACCUUUGCGGGACCGACUACACGGAAAGGAGGGGGCGCCUUUUCCUCAAGUGUGAAGUCAACGGCGAGAAGCUUCAGGUCACGGUUGGUGAAGGCAGGAACUUGAUACCCAUGGACCCCAAUGGCCUGUCUGAUCCAUAUGUCAAGCUCAAGCUCAUACCUGACCCCAAAAACAAGACCAAGCAGAAGACCAAAACCAUCCGCUCCAACCUGAACCCCAAAUGGGACGAGACUUUUAUUUUCAAACUGGAACCCACAGACAAGGACCGCAGGCUAUCCGUGGAGGUGUGGGACUGGGAUCGGACAACCAGGAAUGACUUCAUGGGCGCCCUUUCGUUUGGGGUGUCGGAGCUCAUGAAGGCUCCGGCGAGUGGCUGGUUUAAGUUGUUGUGCCAGGAGGAGGGAGAGUAUUACAACGUUCCCAUCUCGGAAGAGGAUGACGGGAAUGAAGAACUGAGACGGAAAUUUGAGAAAGCCAAGCUGGGUCCAGGCAAGAAGGCCACCACAGAGACAGAUGGCAGGCCAUCCAGCCAACUGCCGUUCAGCAGCUUGAACCAGGUCAAACUCAGUGACUUCACCUUCUUGACUGUACUUGGGAAAGGCAGUUUUGGCAAGGUCAUGCUGGCAGAGAUGAAGGCCACUGAAGAGCUGUAUGCAAUAAAGAUCCUGAAAAAGGAUGUGGUGAUUCAGGAUGAUGACGUUGAAUGUACCAUGGUGGAGAAGAGAGUCCUUGCCCAGCAGGACAAACCGCCUUUCCUCACGCAGCUACACUCGUGCUUCCAGACCGUGGAUCGUCUGUACUUUGUCAUGGAGUACGUGAAUGGAGGCGACCUCAUGUAUCACAUUCAACAAGUGGGCAAGUUCAAAGAACCGCAAGCAGUGUUCUAUGCAGCAGAGAUUGCUGUUGGUCUCUUCUUCCUUCACCGCAAAGGAGUCAUCUAUAGAGAUCUUAAGCUGGACAACGUGAUGCUCGACAGUGAGGGACACAUUAAGAUUGCUGACUUUGGCAUGUGUAAAGAGAACAUGUCAGAUGGAGUGACCACUCGCACCUUCUGUGGCACUCCAGACUACAUCGCCCCUGAGAUUAUUGCAUAUCAGCCAUAUGGACGCUCUGUCGACUGGUGGGCAUAUGGAGUGCUUCUAUAUGAAAUGCUAGCUGGACAGCCUCCUUUUGAUGGAGAGGACGAAGACGAAUUGUUCCAGUCCAUUAUGGAGCACAAUGUGUCCUACCCAAAGUCCUUGUCCAAAGAGGCUGUUUCCAUCUGCAAAGGGCUCAUGACUAAGCAUCCAUCCAAGCGUCUGGGCUGUGGCCUUGAAGGAGAGCGGGAUGUCAGAGAACAUGCCUUCUUCAGACGUAUUGACUGGGAACGUCUUGAGAGCAAGGAGAUACAGCCGCCUUUCAAGCCCAAAAUGUGUGGCAAAGGAGCUGAGAACUUCGAUAAGUUCUUCACGCGCACGCAGCCUCAGCUCACACCUCCUGACGAGCUGGUGAUCGCAAACAUCGACCAGGCCGAGUUUGCGGGCUUCUCCUUCAUAAACCCUCAGUUUGUACACCCGUCUCUCAACAACAGCGCCUGAGAAGGAUGGCCAAAUGUCUCAUCUGCUCUGUACUCAUCCGGCAAGGAUCUCCUUCUCCUCACUGCCAUCCACUAAUACAAAGCAACAACCUAACAUGCGACCACCACUUGACAUUACAAAACUCGAUGUAUCGUUUCUAAUCACAAGAAGGCAUGCUGAUUUGUUUUCGAUGGCAUAUUUUGCGAUUCUAGAUUAGCUUUGAUUUAGGGUUUGCUGCCACAAGACGUCAUUUCUUAUAGUUUACUCAUGAGCAUGUAUUGUGUACAAUGAUGUCCUUUUUAUUGAACGUUUACUCCAAAACUGGACACACUAAGACAUAACAGUGUUUGUAACUGCCAGUAAACGACAUAAAGGAAUCCCCAAUUUUGUGGCGGGGUGUCAAAGAAGCAAGAAUAUUUCAAAAGGAGCGUUCAAAGCAUGGAUUUAUUCUGUAGGUGCAUAUACUAUAUGACUUAUUUCAGAAGCCUUCUCGUCCACACACACAAACAUCUUGUCUGUGGUUCAUAAAUUCGUUUUUAAUGAAGAAUGAGGAAUAGCCCGAAGGUACCUUCUGCCUCGGGAAGGAAAGCUAUCGGAGCCAAAUAGUGAAGGCGAGAUGGUGCAGGCGUUGGAAAAAAAAAGCACCUUUUAUUUCAAGGUUCCUGUAUCAUGUUUACAGCUUUCUGCCUGUUUAAUUUAUUUAUGUCUAUAAGGUUUUAGUGUCAAUGGAUUUGUGAGGUUUUUUUUCAAUUGCCACAAGUAGCAAAAAUGAAGUCCGAUUUUAAGACCGCAUGCAGUGGAGCCUGACAAAGAAAGAAGAGCUGGUCAUUAUGGCCGGGGACUUGUUCCAAAUUACAAAGCCCGACAAAACUUUUAUUCACUUCUUUUCCCUGACGAUUGUACAAUCUUUUUAGAAUUCUUUGAACACAUUUAUCCACCGUUUGACUUUUAACUCAAAUGAUACAUUGACAUAUCUAACAUACGUUUAAUAUAAUUACCGGUACCAAAAGUUUACAGUGCAUUUAUAAAUCAUUCACAAGUACAAAACCCGCUCACAGAAGUCGACAAAUUGUCAUUAACUUUCUGUUUUUAGAAAAUAACAACAGUGGCAUUCCCCCUUUUCAUGCACCCCAUAACCUGAUAACAUGAGAAGCCGUCCACUGCGGUAACCACUAUCCCUGAAAGGGUUCAUAUAAACGAGACCUUAAUUUUCUUGGAUACAGCGCUAAAAAUCAGAUGUAAAGUUACAGUUGUUUUUAUGCAUUAUGUUGCGUUUUAGAAAACAAUCUUUCGUUCAAUUUGUCAAAAGUAGAAUAACGUUUGUUUGUUGUUGUUCCCAAAGCUAUAAAUGUUUGAAUCAUCCUCAUCGUUGUCAUUCGAGAUGAUCCAGAAUGCGUCUAAAUCAGUGUAGAACACCUUUAUAAAUAAUCCUUAUGGGGUAUUUCAAAAGAAUCUAGCACAUUUUUAUACCAAGAUCUAAAUGUGCUUUUCUUAUCUUGUUGAGAGGAUGAGAAAUUGCAGUUUAGCAGUGUAGCAUCUUUUUAACGAGAGCUCAAGUAACACUGCAAGUUGCACAUUUUGAUUGAUUGGAUGAACACGGCUUAUCGUCGUGGGAAUUCAAGUUGUGUUGGACGAGCAAGCAUGUGUGAGCAUCGCUCAUGUGAGACAUUUCAUGCAGCUUGCCGCUGAAAUGUCAUUAUCGAUUUCAACCAAAAAGGAAUUCUGCCCUCCAAAUGCAAGCCCAUUUUUAAAGACUUUCAGUCAGCGAGAACAAUAGGAACAGGAUGCGCCCGUUGCGUCAUCUUAACUUUUCACUCUUCAUCUUUAUAUUCAGUAUUUAUAAUAUCUGUGUUGGGUUUGAAUAGCCAAGUCUUUUUAUUUAGUUUUUUUUUAGUUUUCAGGUGGUCGAUUGUGACUUUCGGCACACUUCCCCAUUGGCCUAAUGUCCGUAACAUAUCCCACCAGAAGUUGUUAUCAUGAGAAUUUAGUAGCAUUUAUUAGAAACGAAAAAAUGCACUGAAGUAAACAUUAAUUAGAUUUUUUUUAAACUGAAAAUCAUCCCGAUUAUGGUCAAUUCUAGUAUUUUCUUGCCAUCUUUGUGGAAAUUUUUUUUGUUUGUUUUUUAAACAAGAGUGCAUUUAUGAACAUUUGGUCACAUGAAUACCGGUAGUUCCACAGAGUUGCAUGUUAUAAGAUUAACAUGGCUAAUGUUUGACAACAUGACUAUGUUUCUUUUACCCAAUGAAAUACAAUUGUGCUAAAACAGUUGAGCAUCAUUUUUAGGGUAAAAAUCAUUUGUUUAUUAUUUGAAAUAUUUUGAGCACAAGGUUUGCGUAUUUGUUCAUUCAUAUUAUUAUUAUGUUAGCUCAUUUAUUGCAUGUCCUCAAUUGACUCCUAAACAUGUAUUACACCCCCGUUUCAGCCACAAGAUCAGGAUUUUGUGGCUUUAUCAUGUUUAACGAAUCCACCUCCAAGAUUAGGUAGCGACAAGCACUGAAGCAUUGUUAGUGCUCCUUUAAUGCUGCUUCUGUCGCUCUUGACCAGUGGGACCACUUGCUAAUGUCUCAUUAACAACGGGGUUUAUAAUCUUAAAUGUUGUGUUUGGUAUUUUGUUAGCUUUGCUUUUGUAGCUGUUGUCAGUGAUCUCUCCCGCUUCUUCAGCCAAUGAAUUAAAAAGAAGCCCUCCUGUCCCCCUCACACACACACACGCACACACACACACACACACACACACACAAACUUUAUUUCCUGCAAUAUGUGAUGUAUCUGAUUCGCAGCAUAUAGCAAAUCAUCUUUCCCGUGCCAAACAAAUGUGCCAGACGCUGUAGUUUUUCCAUUCAUCUCUGCUGCCAUGAAGCACACCCGCUGCAGACCACGUAACAACACACAAUCAUUGUUUCCUUACUAGCUCGUAACACACAGGCGCCAUACAAACACCGUAAAGUACCCGGUGCUUCCAUUUGUCUCCUGACUAGCCAGGCUGACUUUGGUCUGAAUACAUGUUCUUCAGUUUGAAUUGAAACAUCUCUGCAUGGCAUUCAGUAAAAACUGGGGUGACCAUGUUGGCCAAUGAUCAUUGAGUUGACCAAUGUCACAUUUAGUUUAAUGAAUAAUUUGACAUCAUAUAAUGAGAAGUGAUAAGUCAUUUUAAUUGACUUUUAUUGGACAAUAAAUCACAUUUGUGAAGAAUUGUCCAAUGUUGGCCAUCAACUUUCCUAUAACUCUUUCAAUCCCUUCCACCGCAAACGUCUUGAACGAAACAAUUGCAUACCUGACAUGAACCUGCAUACCAUCACAAUGCAACGAAAGCUAUAUAUUUGUCUUAUGUUUUGAGUUUUUCUUACAAAGACAUUUUUUUAAUUUAUUUUAAAAAUGUAGUAUGGAUAUAAAUUCAUUCCCGUGAUUGGACAGUGAUGUCAAUUGGCGGCAGGAGAAUUGUCAAAUGAAUGUAAAUAUAUUCAAGAACAUAUUAAAAGCUUUUUUCUGGACAAAAUGACAAAUGAAGCUUCUGAUAAGUGAUAGAAUAAACUAAAACACCAAGAAAAGGUGGUACGUCUGUUAAAUUGUUUUUUUUGUUGGUUUUUUUUUGCAUAGUUGCAUUGUUGAAUCUCAUUUUAAAUCUCUUGCUCCUCGUCAACCCCCCCCCCCCCCGGUCUCCAUGUCUUUUUUUAUCGUCUCUCCUCACUAGCUGGGGCAACUUUAUCCAUCAUCUUAUUGACACCCUUCACACAUACCACCUCUUCGGAUUUUUUUGAAGUCUUUAAUUUAAACACACACACACACACACACAUAUCCCGCAUGAAGGUUGUCAGCAACUCAAAAUUUUCUGUCUGUUAUAAUUCCCAGAAAAAUAUGUUAUGUUGGUGUUUUACAUUGUUUACAUUUAAAUCUUUUUUUUCGUCAUUUUUUUUUUAAUUAUGGCCAGAUACUAAUCAAGACAUCUUACUUGUCAAGUAUGAGUGAAUGGGUUUGUUUUCUUUUUUAGACUCCUGCUCCUGUAGGUACACGCUAAGGCUUUCGAUAAAUCCUGUGGUCCCUUCAUAGAAGUUAGUCAGUGCCAGUUAAGAGAAUUGAAGGACGUGUUAUCUUUUUGAAUGAGGGCAGAAAUGCUUUAUUGCCAAAGUCAUCACAAGUCUCUUACUGUCCUUGUACAUUAUCUACUUGCAGUAGAUGCCUACGUAGACAAUAAAUGAAGGAUUACCUUGUA
Molecule: messenger RNA, 6392 nt
Organism: Hippocampus zosterae (dwarf seahorse)
Lineage: Eukaryota; Metazoa; Chordata; Actinopteri; Syngnathiformes; Syngnathidae
Product: protein kinase C alpha type-like
Exons: 17
Coding region: 191-2206 (671 amino acids)
Biological process (GO): protein phosphorylation
Molecular function (GO): ATP binding; diacylglycerol-dependent serine/threonine kinase activity; zinc ion binding
Source: RefSeq, a predicted model, not a curated record